AUGUUAACCACCGUCAACAACGACCAUUCCUUCUCCGCUUUCAGCGACUGCAACAGCGACAGAUCCGGCGAAUUCCCCACUCCCUCCUCCGAGAGCCGCCGCCUCCUCAUCGCCUGCGCCGCCGACAAUUCCGACGAGUUCAUUACCCACCUUGUUGUCAACCUCCACUCCUGUUCCAUUGAGGAGCAGAAGCAAGCCACCAUGGAAAUCAGGUUACUCGCCAAGAACAAGCAAGAGAACCGCGUCAAGAUCGCAAAAGCCGGCGCGAUUAAACCCUUGAUUUCACUUUUAUCCUCGUCGUCGGACCUUCAGCUCCAGGAGUACGUGGUGACCGCGAUUCUCAAUCUCUCCCUCUGCGACGAGAACAAAGAGCUGAUCAAUUCCUCUGGAGCGGUGAAGCCGCUCGUGGGGGCGCUGGAGACGGGGACGGCGACGGCGAAGGAGAACGCGGCGUGCGCGCUGCUACGCCUCUCGCAGAGAGAGGAGGACAAGUUGGCGAUAGGGAGGGCGGGGGCGAUUCCGCCUCUGGUGAGGCUUCUGGAAGGUGGGGGGUUGCGCGGGAAGAAGGACGCGGCGACGGCGCUGUACGCGUUGUGUUCGGUGAAGGAGAACAAGGUGAGAGCGGUGAGGGCGGGGAUUAUGAGGGUGCUGGUGGAACUGAUGGCGGACUUGGGGUCGAGCAUGGUGGACAAGGCGGUGUACGUGGUGAGCGUGGUGGUGGGGGUUGCGGAGGGGAGGGCGUCGCUGGUGGAGGAAGGGGGGAUUCCGGUGGUGGUGGAGAUAGUGGAGGUUGGGACGCAGAGGCAGAAGGAGAUUGCGGUUGGGGUUCUGUUGCAGAUUUGCGAGGAGAGUGUGGUGUACCGUACUAUGGUGUCCCGCGAAGGAGCCAUUCCACCCUUGGUUGCUCUGUCACAGUCACACUCCAAUCGCGCCAAGCAAAAGGCUGAGAAACUAAUAGAGCUUCUUCGGCAACCAAGAUCCGGCAAUGGCGCUGCUCCUACCUUCCAAAUGUCACCAUAA
Sphenostylis stenocarpa is the source of this 1020-nucleotide messenger RNA. The record is from the annotation of a GenBank genome assembly. Lineage: Eukaryota; Viridiplantae; Streptophyta; Magnoliopsida; Fabales; Fabaceae.